Coprinopsis cinerea okayama7#130 is the source of this 879-nucleotide messenger RNA. RefSeq names its product manganese superoxide dismutase. Gene Ontology annotation, cellular component: mitochondrion. The record is from RefSeq and is a predicted model, not a curated record. Gene Ontology annotation, molecular function: superoxide dismutase activity; metal ion binding. NCBI's taxonomy places the organism in Eukaryota, Fungi, Basidiomycota, Agaricomycetes, Agaricales, Psathyrellaceae. The transcript is spliced from 8 exons. Gene Ontology annotation, biological process: superoxide metabolic process. Bases 49 to 729 code for a protein of 226 amino acids.
CAACGUUCUCUCUGUUUCUCUCCCUGUAAUCUCCUAGAAUCUUUCGAAAUGUUGUCUUUUGCCGGUCGAAACGCUUUUAGAGCUGGUAUUCGCCGUGGAUUCGUCGCCCCAGCUGUUGCGAAGAGGUCGAUCGCGUCCCAGGCGACUCUUCCUCCCCUUCCUUACAGCUACGAUGCUUUGGAACCCUAUAUCUCGGAGGAGAUCAUGAAGCUGCACCACCAGAAACAUCACCAGACCUAUGUCAACGGUCUGAAUGCAGCUCAAGAAGCCUACGCGAAGACGUCUUCGUAUAAGGAGCAGAUUGCUCUCCAGGCUGCUAUCAAGUUCAAUGGCGGAGGACAUAUUAACCACUCUCUCUUCUGGAAGAACCUUGCCCCUGCCUCGGAAGACGGAGGCAAGCUCGCUGACGGCGCGCUCAAGCAAGCCCUCGAGAGGGACUUUGGUUCCGUUGAGGCCUUCAAGAAGGAAUUCAACACCAAGACUGCUGCCAUUCAAGGAAGUGGUUGGGGUUGGCUUGGUUACAACCCCUCCAACAAGAAGUUGGAGAUUGUGACCACCGCCAAUCAAGAUCCCCUCCUUUCGCACACGCCCAUUAUUGGUGUGGACAUCUGGGAGCAUGCUUUCUAUCUUCAGUACAAGAAUGUCAAGCCCGAUUACUUGAACGCUAUCUGGAACGUUAUCAACUUCAAGGAGGCCGAGAAGCGCUUCGUCGAGGCACAAUCGGCGUAGCGGGAUCGACCGUAAAGGGCAGAGCUAGCGCCUUUCUGCUUGUAGACGCUCACAAUGAAUAUGUACGUUUUGUUGGAAGCUUUCCUGCAUGCAAAAUCCAACUUCUUCCUAUGAAAUAGCUCCAUAACGCCCAAUAUAACCUGAUGUUCC